GAGUGAAAAGAAAGAGAGAAAGCAACUUGCAGGCUUUGCCAUUAUCUCUUACCUUGUCCUUCUUCCUUUCCUACUACUAUACUAUUUUUUCUCUCUCUAAUCAAUCAUACACUUGCCUCUCAAAACCUCCAUUUCUCAAACCAAGCUUGCACCAAAACAACACAGACACAUAGCCAUGGACACUGAUGCUAAUGCCUCUUCCCAACCCGACUCAGAAGCAUCUUCAGAGCUCAAAUCAUCAGAGACUCAAACAUCAAAGAAAAGGAAACUGGUUGAGAAAAGAGUUGUGGCAGUGAGGAUAGGAGAGAAUGUUGGGAAGGUGAAGAAUGAAGGGCUACCUUCGGAUUUUUGGUCUUGGAGAAAAUAUGGACAAAAACCUAUCAAAGGGUCUCCAUAUCCAAGGGGCUAUUACAAGUGCAGCACAUCCAAAGGUUGUUCAGCCAAAAAACAGGUAGAGAGAUGCAGAACAGAUGCUUCAAUGCUCAUCGUCACAUAUACCUCUACACAUAACCAUCCAUGCCCCACCACCACCACCGCCACCUCCACCACCACAAAUUCACCCCAACAACCAAAAGAAUCUGAAUCCGAAACCACCCAAGACCUCUCAGGUAUCUCAAAGGAGGAAGAUCAAGAACAUAUAGAAGAAGAACAAAGGGAUGAUGAUAAGCCCAGAGAUGAAGGUAGAAAUGAAGAAAAGUUUCUUUACCUGCAAUCUUCCCAAGACAUAAUAAUAGAACAAGAAGACCCUUUCAAGCUAAACACGGAGAAAAGCCAUGAGAGAAUAGAUCUUCUCUUGGAGGAGGAAGAACCCCUUUGUUACGCACAAGUCAAGAACUUGUCGGCUUCCGAAAGCGAAGAACUUGAUUUUUUCGAUGAGCUUGAGGAGUUGCCCAUGUCUUCAUCUUUCUUUAACUUCACGAGGAGCAUUUUUUCCGAUGAAAGGAUUCCCGUUGCCCCUUCUUGAUUCAAGUGUUGUUCUUUUUUUUUUUUUUUCUGUUUAGUGUAUCUAUGCUUUAACCCAUGUUACAUAUCCAUUUUUCAAUUCAGAAUUUAUCCUUUAUUCACGUUCACACAA
This is a messenger RNA of Vigna unguiculata (cowpea), 1075 nucleotides long. RefSeq lists its product as uncharacterized. NCBI's taxonomy places the organism in Eukaryota, Viridiplantae, Streptophyta, Magnoliopsida, Fabales, Fabaceae. Gene Ontology annotation, cellular component: nucleus. Gene Ontology annotation, biological process: regulation of DNA-templated transcription. Gene Ontology annotation, molecular function: transcription cis-regulatory region binding; DNA-binding transcription factor activity. The record is from RefSeq and is a predicted model, not a curated record.